Molecule: messenger RNA, 2582 nt
Organism: Leucoraja erinaceus (little skate)
Lineage: Eukaryota; Metazoa; Chordata; Chondrichthyes; Rajiformes; Rajidae
Gene: tpp1
Product: tripeptidyl peptidase I
Exons: 13
Coding region: 138-1859 (573 amino acids)
Biological process (GO): central nervous system development; proteolysis
Molecular function (GO): serine-type endopeptidase activity; tripeptidyl-peptidase activity
Source: RefSeq, a predicted model, not a curated record
CCGAGUUUGCAAACAGGCGCAGGCGUCCAGUCAGCACUCCCCGGAAGCAUUUGUGCAACAUCACGAUUCGACCGAGUUGCGAUUGACAGGCGAGCCUGGAGCUGGGAGGUGAAGGGGUUCUCCUGACCUGUCCGACAAUGGCACCGGGGUGCUUGCUAUUCCUGGUUUGCAUUUUCUGUUGUAUGAUCUCCUCCAUCCGCGGUGUCUUCCUCGAACCAGAUCAAAAUGUCAGUCUUCCUGUUGGGUGGAAAUACGUGGAGCGAGUUUCACCCAAGGAUCAAAUUCUUCUCACGUUUGCACUUAAACAGCAGAAUAUUGACAAGCUGAAAGAAAAGCUGGUGCAAUUAUCAAACCCAGCCUCUUCCCAGUAUGGUAAAUAUCUCUCCCUGGACCAGUUGUCCCGAAUGAUCCAACCUUCGAAAAAGACUCUGCAGGCUGUUUGGGCCUGGCUGGGAAACCUUGGUGUACAAGACUGCUCCACGGUCCAGACCUUGGAUUUCUUGAAUUGCUUCACAUCUUCCAGUACUGCUGAAAAGCUUUUGAGUGGAUCAAAGUUUAAUCGGUACACCAAUGGUCAUCAGACGCUGAUACGAUCUCUGGCUAAAUACAGAGUUCCCGAUGAAUUGGCAGAGCAUAUUGAUUUUGUUGGAGGCAUGCAUCGAUUCCCUUCGCAAAAGACUGUGAUAAGCAAGGCAUGGAAAGUUGGUCAGCACAGAAAAGCGAAUGUUCACUUAGGUGUAACUCCUGCUGUUGUAAGGAAACGCUACAACCUCACUGCAAGCGAUGUUGGGUCUCAUAGGAAUAACAGCCAAGCAGUGGCUCAGUUUCUGGAACAAUAUUUUCACCAGUUGGACCUUGCAGAAUUCAUGCAACUCUUUGGUAGAGGCUUUCGCCACCAUACUGCAGUAGAUCACAUAGUAGGACACCAAGGAGGUAUAAGAGCAGGCCUGGAAGCCAGUCUGGAUGUGGAGUAUAUUAUGAGUACCGGUGCAAACAUAUCCACCUGGGUUUUCAGUAACACAGGAAGACACCAGUCCCAGGAACCCUUUCUGGAUUGGAUUACUUUAUUGAGUAAUAUGUCAUCCCUCCCAUGGGUGCACACCAUCAGUUAUGGAGAUGAUGAAGACAGUCUGUCAGUGGCAUAUUUAAGGAGAAUCAACAACGAGUUCAUGAAGGCUGGUGUCCGUGGUCUCUCCUUACUCUUUGCAUCUGGUGAUGAUGGUGCUGGCUGCAGAGAAGUUAGAAAAGGCAAAAAUACCUUCAGGCCAAGUUUUCCUGCAUCUAGUCCUUAUGUUACCACUGUGGGAGGAACCUCUUUCAAGAAUCCGUUUCAAAUUACGUUGGAGGUCACAGACGCUAUCAGUGGUGGUGGAUUCAGUAAUGUGUUUAAAAUGCCUGACUAUCAGGCCGCUGCCGUGAAGUCUUAUCUCAGAAAGACAAAAUCACUUCCCCCAGAUACCUACUACAAUGCUGGUGGUCGUGCCUACCCUGAUGUAGCAGCAUUAUCUGAUAACUAUUGGGUUGUGACUAAUCUAAUCCCUAUUCCUUGGGUUAGUGGAACAUCAGCUUCAACCCCGGUCUUUGGUGGCAUCCUGGCCCUCAUUAAUGAUAACAGGUUCCAAAGAGGACUUCCAGCUCUUGGCUUCGUAAACCCACUGAUUUACAAGAUACAGGAGAAUGGCACAUCUGGAGCAUUCUUUGAUGUAACUACUGGAUGCCAUUACGGUUGUUUGGAUGAAAAAACUAAGGGAAAAGGAUUCUGUGCUUCUCCGUCUUGGGAUCCUGUAACAGGAUGGGGGACACCAAACUAUCCAGAGCUACUCAGAGUACUACUUGUAGGGGGAAACGAUCAUCCAUGAUCUGAAGACCAAGAUAAGGAGUGAAAUCUAACUGAAAACCAAGCACUGAAUUUCCUGCCCCACCUUUGUAAUUUUGCCUUUUGUGAUUAUAUGAACACUUAGCUCAUUAAUGCUUUAGUUUGUUCCAUUUUUCAGUUGGUGAAAAUGUUUGUGUAGGAUCUCAAUCAGUCAAUUAUAUUAUAGGCACAGUGAUAAUCAAAGAUAUUGCUGCUUAGCAUUUAUACCGAUACUACCUGUCUCAAAUAACCAGAAUUUUACAGCGGGGAAUCAGGUCCUUUGGCCCAUCAAGUCCGUGGCAACCAGCUCCACUAAUCCCAUUUUGAUUCUUGCACCUUCAUCAAUUCUACUCCCACCCCACACUAGGGGCUGCAGAUAGUAAACAAUUAACCCACACACCAGCAUUUUUUUUGUUAUGUGGGAGGAAACCAGAGCACCUACACAAUCCCAGGGAGGAUGAUCAAACUACACAAGGAUAGCACCAGAGAUCAGGAUUGAACUUAGGUUUUUGGAGCUGUGAGGAACAAUGCUAACAACUGUAGCCAUUUGCUGCCAGAUGAUUACUUAACUAACUGAACGUGUUAAUGUAAUGUUGCAAUAAUGGAUAAGAAUUAAUUGGUUUAAUGUUAAUCAGAGGUAAAUAUUGGUGCGUUAACAAAUAUUUAAAAUCCAGAAUACUGAAUCCAAGAUGUACAAUGGAGUUUGAUUAAAUUUUUAACUAAUGGG